Gambusia affinis (western mosquitofish) is the source of this 2008-nucleotide messenger RNA. It is a transcript of the gene tex264a, whose product is annotated as testis expressed 264, ER-phagy receptor a. Gene Ontology annotation, cellular component: autophagosome membrane; replication fork; endoplasmic reticulum membrane. NCBI's taxonomy places the organism in Eukaryota, Metazoa, Chordata, Actinopteri, Cyprinodontiformes, Poeciliidae. Bases 237 to 1265 code for a protein of 342 amino acids. Gene Ontology annotation, biological process: reticulophagy; protein-DNA covalent cross-linking repair. The transcript has 4 exons. The record is from RefSeq and is a predicted model, not a curated record.
AAUGGACCAUCCGGGAAGCGUGCUUCACUGUUUGGGGAAAUACCUUGACCGAACGGUCCUUCCAGACUUCCAGCGCAGUGCUUUAGCUUUCUGUUUUGUUUAUAUGCUGGUAACAGUCUCCACUGCGUCGUUUUUAACGGAAACUACAGCGCUUCUCUGUGUUGUUUGGACUUUCUCUGUUACCGUGUGUCUGGAGGGAACGGUUCAGAUUUGCCCUGACUGACUUCAGCUGCACCAUGUCCGAUUCAGUUCUGCUGCUCCUGAUACUCUUUCUCCUGCUGUGUUUGGUGCUGACUGUCGGUGGGCUGCUGGUGUACUCGGGGCUCCUAUCGGAGGUGGUCAUUAAAACGGGAGCCCCUCCGAUUAGGAAUGUCACUGUCGCCUAUAAGUUCAAGCAGGGCUCUUACAAAGACAGCGGUGCAGCCUUCACGGAGACCUACAGCAUCGGCCCCAAGCUCAGGUCCAUCGGGAUUUUCUACGAUGACCCCAAAAAGAUUCUUCCAGAGAAAUGUCGCUACAUAGUGGGCAGUGUGCUGUGCGAGGGCGAAGAGAAACCGGACGAAGAGCUGCUGAAGCUUUACGAGAAGUUUGGCUUCAAGGUGUUUUCUCUACCGGAAGUGAGCCAUGCUGUGACCACCACCUUCCCUUGUACUACCAGUCUGUCCCACGUGCUGGCUGCUCACAGGGUUUAUCCGGAACUCGGUUCCUACAUUGAGGAGAGGAAACUAUGUGCCUUCCCAUUUAUUGAGACUUUCCACUCAGAUUACAUCAACUACAUGGUUCCUCUGUGUCGCCAGAUGGACUUCUUUGUGCCAGAACUCACAGAGCAGGUCAAAACAGACGGGAAAGACGAGGACUCUGAUGAGGACAGAGGAACUGACAUUACAGGUGCAGAUUCCCACAGUGACGUGAGCUCCGUAAGCGGCGGUGUGUCUUGGGACAGCAGGGAGACUUCUCUGGCAGCUUCCACUGCUGCCUCUCUGGCCUCCUCUCUGCCCCUCAGAGACAUAAUGGACUCAAACGAAGACAAUAAGCACAGGGAGCACAGCGACAGUGGUUCAAACGACUCUGUAGGCAGCGGCUCGUCCUUCGAAGAACUUGACAUGGACCAGGAGGAGCUGGAAGAAGGAGACGGGACGGAGGGCGAGAAGGAAAAAGGAACCCCUGAAGAAGAAGAAGAUGAUGAUGAAGUAGAAAAAGAAGGAGCUGAAGGAGAGGCCGGACUGGUUGCAAAGAGGAAGUUCCUGGGAGAUGGAGAGGAGUAGGAAGGACGCUGGAGAAAUAAGGGACGUGGCCGUUGGACUGGCAUGCUAGAGUGUUUCUCAGCAGCACUGUUGUUGGUUAUCUGUCAGAGUUGUUGGUGGAUCUAAAGCUGUUCAUGCUGUGACCAACACCACCCUUUUCUGCACCUUCUAACGAAGCCUGUACUCUUUCUUUAAUGUAAUCUCAGAUUUUAGGAGCCCUGGUUGUGUGUUUAGAUGCUGCCAGGACAGAGCAUCACUGGGGGAACCAGCACACGAUGUGCAGCAGCAGGUGUUUCCAUUCCAGCCAGGGUAUGAUGUAACCAUGGGUCCAUCUUCUACAGAUUUUUGGAAGAUUAAACGUAAAACGCCUAAAAUUAGGAAUAGUUGGGUUGUUAAAUACAUAAACUGCUGCUGUUAUAGCACUUAGACCUGAUAAAUUAUUUAUUUUAACAAAAAACAAAAAAAAUUCAAAUUAGAGGCAAUAAAUCAACUUUUUGACAUCACCAGCUUGUCCUUCGAGGGUGUACAGGUUAUUUUCUCGUCGCUCUAUACUCAGAUAAUUGCUUUUUAAUGCGAUUUGUCUUUCCAAAUUUACAUUAUUAACCCACUCGUCACCUAGUUUAUUUUCAUCCCAAUGUAGCCAGAAUUCAUCUCCUAUCAGAAACUGGUUGUGAUCUCUUUGUAAGUUGAUAUUGUACUGGAAAUGUAGAAAUGUAUUGCCACGUUUGUGUCCCUCCGUGUUGAAUAAAAUUUUCAAAUGGGAA